UUUCCAAUUUCCGUUUUUACCAACCUUUAAACCAUUGGGAUUCCAAAUCCCACCAGGCAUCACCGCAUCAACAAUCACAAUAUAAGUCCAACACAAACACAAUAGGCUGCGCCCUUGCGGGAAUGUUCUCUUAUAUAUACUCUUCCUUCUCCCUCUCUUACACCUCUCAACCACCUAUUUUCUCUCUCUAGUUCCCCCCCUCUCUCUCUCUGCAAUUCACUCAACUGCAACUCUUUCGAUCUUUCUAAUUUUCUAGAAAUCCACUGUUAUCAAUCAAUGGAGAAGAACAUUCUUGUUACUGGUGGUGCCGGUUACAUUGGAAGUCACACCGUUCUUCAGCUUUUGCUCGGCGGUUACAAAGUCGUCGUCAUUGAUAAUCUUGAUAACUCGUCGGAAAUCGCUAUUCACCGUGUUAAGGAACUCGCCGCCGACUUCUCCUCUAAUCUCUCCUUCCACCAGGUGGACCUACGGGACAAAUCAGCUCUUGAAAAGCUUUUUUCUUCAACAAAAUUUGACGCUGUCAUUCACUUUGCUGGACUGAAAGCAGUUGGUGAAAGUGUGCAAAAACCAUUGCUUUAUUACAAUAACAACAUCAUUGGUACAGUUAAUUUACUGGAAGUCAUGUCUGCCAAUGGAUGCAAGACGCUAGUCUUUUCAUCUUCAGCAACUGUGUACGGUUGGCCUAAAGAAGUCCCGUGCACGGAGGAGUUUCCCUUGUCUGCAGCAAAUCCAUAUGGACGAACUAAGCUAUUUAUUGAAGAAAUAUGCCGUGAUGUUCAGCGUUCUGAUGCUGAAUGGAAGAUAAUUCUUCUCAGAUACUUCAAUCCAGUGGGUGCUCACCCCAGUGGGCGUAUUGGUGAGGAUCCACGUGGAGUUCCAAACAACCUAAUGCCUUACGCGCAGCAAGUUGUUGUUGGAAGAAGACCUCAUUUAACGGUGUAUGGAACUGAUUAUAAUACUAAAGAUGGUACUGGGGUCCGGGACUACAUUCACGUAGUUGAUUUGGCUGAUGGACACAUAGCGGCACUAAGGAAGCUAUUUGAUGCUAAUAUAGCCUGUGAAGUCUACAACUUGGGAUCUGGUAAGGGUACAUCAGUCUUGGAGAUGGUAGCAGCAUUUGAGAAAGCAUCCGGAAAGACAAUUCCUCUUGAAAUGGCUGGGCGACGGGCUGGUGAUGCAGAGAUUGUGUAUGCCUCAACAGAAAAGGCAGAGCGAGAACUAAAUUGGAAGGCCAAAUUCGGGAUCAAUGAGAUGUGCCGUGAUCAAUGGAACUGGGCUAGCAAGAACCCUUAUGGCUACGGUUCAUCAGAUAGCGAGAACUGAUUGAUACACACCAGCACAAAAAGAACAAAUACACACACAUAUGUACAAUCUAAUCCCAAUGGUACAGCCACUACCACACCACCAUACCAUUUCAUCCACAAGCCUAACUCUAUAGGAAUAUAGCAUAAAAAUAAUGCCCAAGUUUUUAUAAAAGCCUAUUUGUUAAGCAUAUAGUAUUAUGUUAGUGUUAAUGGGCUAUUAAGUAUAAUUUCAUGUAACUAUCUAAUUUAUUAUAGGUAAUAUUUUAAAAGGGAAAGAAAAAAGUAUAUUCUAUUUUAGAAGAUCAA
Molecule: messenger RNA, 1610 nt
Organism: Spinacia oleracea (spinach)
Lineage: Eukaryota; Viridiplantae; Streptophyta; Magnoliopsida; Caryophyllales; Amaranthaceae
Product: UDP-glucose 4-epimerase GEPI48
Exons: 9
Coding region: 277-1323 (348 amino acids)
Biological process (GO): galactose metabolic process
Cellular component (GO): cytosol
Molecular function (GO): UDP-glucose 4-epimerase activity
Source: RefSeq, a predicted model, not a curated record